This is a messenger RNA of Sorghum bicolor (sorghum), 652 nucleotides long. RefSeq lists its product as uncharacterized. Lineage: Eukaryota; Viridiplantae; Streptophyta; Magnoliopsida; Poales; Poaceae. The transcript is spliced from 2 exons. The coding region runs from base 18 to 398 and encodes 126 amino acids. The record is from RefSeq and is a predicted model, not a curated record.
UGCUGGACUCCGUCGACAUGGUUCCGGACUCCGUCGACAUGGUGCCGGACUCCGUCGAGUCUCUGUGUUCUCGCUGCGGCACGCUCCACGUUGUUGGUGGCGUAUUAGGAAGAGAUGCUUGCUACGAAGCUCGCCGGAAUGCUCGGAGGUGUGGCCGUUGUGGCCUUCUUCACGAAGAAUAUGAUAUCCCAGUGAAGUUCCUCCAUCUAAUGGACAAGUUCGAUUGCGAGUUCUACAUUCCUGAUGUCGAUAAACUGGUUAUGAGAGGUUCAAGCAUCUACGUGACUGAUGAAGUGCUGGAGAAGGUGGAGGCACACAUCAGGAAGAUGCAAGCAAAAACCAACAACGAUGAAGAAAAAACCAGCACAAAUGAAGAAAAAAACAGCAAGGAAGAGUAGCAAGUGCCUCGGCUAGCAAUGAAGGUUCACAAGGGAUUUGCAAUGGCAGCCUAUCUUCCCUAUCUAGUUUUUCUUUCUGAAUGUGAGGAAUCUUAAUUUUGUUGCAACCUUUUAUCUUCAUUGCUUCCUUCAAAACAGUUUGUAGUGUCACAAAGAUCCUAUUUGCUCUCCAUGGAUUGUACUCCAAAAAUGACUGCAAAAACAUGAGAGAAAGAAAUUAGAUCAUUUAAGCAGUCUUUGUUGUAAUGAGACAA